This is a messenger RNA of Nasonia vitripennis (jewel wasp), 2815 nucleotides long. Its product is annotated as carboxypeptidase B. Gene Ontology annotation, biological process: proteolysis. The transcript is spliced from 7 exons. NCBI's taxonomy places the organism in Eukaryota, Metazoa, Arthropoda, Insecta, Hymenoptera, Pteromalidae. The record is from RefSeq and is a predicted model, not a curated record. Bases 1750 to 2646 code for a protein of 298 amino acids. Gene Ontology annotation, molecular function: metallocarboxypeptidase activity; zinc ion binding.
GUAGUCUUCUCGUCGGACUGGACGCAUCCGGAAUACACCCACUCUCGUGGGGCACGCUUAUCUACGCAAGUAUAGCUUAAUUCGUGUCAGGGAACGCGCCGAUUUUUGUUGUAUUUAUGUAACGAUGGAUAUAGAUUGCGCCGGGCGAUGAGAUUAUUUUUAGUGUUGCUUAUAUUAUUGAGGAGGAUUUUUCACGUUGCUGCUGCUGCUGCUGCUGCUGCUGCAGCCGAGGUGAACGAACCGCUGAGUAUGUGAUUUAUGAAGCUCGUGCGAGCGGGUGAAUAAAAAGUCAUUAAUCAGCGAAAGAAGAUCAAGCGGAGUCGUAUUACGCACGAAAGACUUGUGCAGCGUGAAAAAUCGUCUGUCGGGAGAGAGAGUAUAUCGGUAAAAAUAUGACGCGCGGGCGACGCUCGAAUCGUCCGAACGAUACGGUACAGUUAUGCUGCAGUUUUAUACUCGAAAAGCAGCAAACAGCUCGGAAACCAGAAUUGACGAUUUAGAUCCUUAUAAACUUUAAUGGUUCGCGGAGAGCUCAUCAAGCGCGUGACGUCACCGCGGCGGUAUACUUUGCGUCGUUCGCAAUGAAACGGCCGUAUUUAUGUUUUGACCGAAACCGCAGAAAUGCCGAGGCUCGUGUGUUUUGGUAUCGUUGAACUUCGAGGAUGCUUCUUUUUGAACAGUCAAAGCACGUACCUGUCGAUUCUUGAAAAAAGGCAGUUUGGGAAAUGUUCAGCUGGAAAAUCGCCAGCGAGAUCGAGCACUUAAAUUUACUCACGCGCACGAACCAAUUUUGUAACGCCGUACCAUCAGCCCUGCAAAACAAACUGGAAUUUUCCCCUGACUCGCAAAACCACGCUAAACGAAAUAGAAAUCACGCGUCAGCGUGUUUACCAAAAUUUCUCGGCUCCGGAACUCGCACUUUUCUCCGCUAUGAAAAAAAAAUCACACACUCGGACAAAACAACCACGUACGCAACGACAUCUGCCCCGUCCAUUUCUCUCUCAAUCGCGCUCGCACACUUUCUUGAAUCCUUAACUACCAGCCAUACGCUCACACCCGAUCGGCUGGUCCCGUUACUCCUCGAAUAUUAUAAAAGCCGAGCGUUAAACCCGACGCGAGGUCAGUCGUCUCACAUGGAUUCCUCCCGCGGGUUCGACUUGCUGCUGCUGUUGCUGCUGGUGGUCGGCGUCGUCCAAGCCUCCGUCCUGCAGCGCUCGAGGGCUGGACACGACGACGAUUACGUAUAUCCGAGCUUUAAGGAUGUCGAGAUUCCCGAAGCUCGGGUCACCUACGAGGGAGCCCAGGUCUGGAGGGUUCAGGGGGCGGACGAUUACGCCGAGUACUUGACCUAUCUGCAGGAUAGAGGGGAUUUAUCGCUGUGGACAGGCAACGACACAACGAUAGACGUUUUAGUACUUCCUGACGUUAUUCCGCGGGUCUCGCGUUUCCUGCACCAGCGACACGUCGAGUACGACGUGGUCAUACCUGAUCUCCAGCAGGCCAUUAAUCACGAGAAUCCGAUUAAGACGCCAGCCGAGAUCGAGGAACUCGAGGGUCGUCAUGCUCAAGUGGUGUUCUAGCUCGCUACGCUUGGUGGAAGAGAGCCGUAAAAAGUGGCUCUGCGAAAAGCUAUUCUUCGCGAUACUAUCCUCGUCCUCUGCGCUAUCCCAAUGCUAAUUCGAUAGAGGGUGGAGGUGCCGAGCGGCCCUGGCGAUGGAAGGCCGGUAGCACUGAAUUUCAGGCCACCGGAUGGAGUGGACGAGCUACCAUCGUCUCGAGGACAUCCACGGCUACCUCGACUACUUGGCCAACACCUACCCGCAGCUCUGCUCCGUGAUGACGAUCGGCCGAUCCGUCGAGGGUCGCGAGCUUAAGGUGCUCCGCAUCAGCAAGGGAACGGCGAACGCUCCGGCGCUUUGGAUCGACGGCGGUAUUCACGCCCGCGAGUGGAUUUCACCGGCUUCGGUCACCUACAUCAUCGACUAUCUGGUCGAGCACAGCGACCAGCUCGAGGCCGACUAUUACAUUCUGCCAGUGGUCAAUCCCGACGGCUACGAGUAUACCUUCCGAGGCGACAGGCUCUGGCGUAAGAACCGCGGCAACCCGCAGAAGGGAGGCAGCUGCAUCGGUAUCGACCUGAACCGUAACUUCGGAUACAGGUGGGGCGGACAGGGUACCAGCAAGCAGCCCUGUCGCGAGACCUACGCCGGUACCGGAGCUUUCUCCGAGCCCGAGACCAGAGCCAUCAAGAACUUCUUCGAAGCCAGCGCCGCCAACUUCAAGGCCUACCUGACGUUCCACAGCUACGGCCAAUACAUCCUCUACCCGUGGGGCUACGACCGUCGUGUACCACCAGACUACAAGGACCUGGACAACGUGGGCAAACAGAUGGCCGCGGCUAUGCGAGCAGCCGGUGGUGCUAACAGCGCCUACACCGUUGGCAACAGCGCGACGACGCUCUACGCCGCUUCCGGUGGCGCCGAUGACUGGGCCAAGGCUCACCUCAAGAUCAAGUACACCUACACCGUCGAGCUUCGCGACAAGGGCCAGAACGGCUUCGUACUGCCCGCCAGGUACAUCAAGCCCACGGCUGAAGAGGCUCUCGCCGCUGUCAAGGUCGUCACUCAGGCCAUCAAGACGGCGUGAGGGCGGGUGUUGUAAUGGUUAUCGAUCUUUCGAUCGACGUACUUAUUUUGUAAGCUUGCGAGCGACGACCAAGUCGUGCGGAUUAUUGUGAUGCAUUAUUUAUACGUUUCUAUAGUUAAGUGAUAUAUUAUUUAAAUAAAGCGUGAUUCGUGUAUUGUUAUUUAAUUUA